AUGGCAAAGACUCCUCAGGAUUUGCAAAUCGCCAUUUUGGGCGCUGGCAUGGGUGGUCUUACCACUGCCCUUGCUCUCGCUCAGCGCGGUUUUAAGAACAUUGAUGUGUACGAGAGUGCGCAUGAUCUCGGUUUCGUCGGCGCUGGUAUCCAGCUUGCGCCUAACAUGGCCCGCGUGCUGGACGGUCUUGGUGUCUGGAAGGGCAUUGAGGCUGAAGCCGUGAACAUCGGAGAUACCUCUGUCCGUGUUGGUGCCGAUAACAGCGAGCUCGCCCACGUUGAGCUGGGUUAUAUCAAGGACACUUACGGAUACCGUCACAUGGUGGGCCACCGUGCCUCAUUGGCCAAUGGACUCUACCAGGGUUGUCUGAAGGAGUCUGCUAUUAAGUUCCACUUCGCUACCACCGCAUCAGGUGUCGACUCAUUCGGCCCUCGCCCAUCAUUCACCGCCACUCCCCGCGACGGCGAGGCCGCCUACAAGGUCUCCUGCGAUGUUCUCCUCGGAGCCGAUGGAAUUAAGAGUGAGACCCGCCAGGCCAUGCUGAAGCUCCUGAACGUCGACGUCGGCGUCAAGGACACCAACCAAGCCGCCUACCGUAUUAUGAUCCACAAGGAGCAAAUCAAGGACGACCCCGAGCUUUUGGCCCUGAUUAACAGCACCACUGUCACUCGCUGGAUCGGUGAGAAGCGUCACAUCAUCGCUUACGCCGUCUCCAACAACACCAUCUACAACCUGUCCACCACCCAGCCCGAUAAGAACUUCGCCACCGCUACAAACGCCACCUACACAACCAAGGGCGACAAGUCCGCCAUGAUGGAGGUCUUUGCUGACUUCUGCCCCAUGGUCAAGCGUCUGCUCGAAUACGUCCCCGAGGGUGAGGUCUGCGAGUGGAAGCUGCGUGUCCACGACCCCCUCCCCACCUGGGUCCACGAGCAGGUCGCCCUUGUCGGUGAUUCCUGCCACCCUACUCUCCCUCACUUGGCUCAGGGUGCUGCCCAGGCCAUCGAGGAUGGUGCCGUUAUCGCCGUUGCUCUGUCCCGUCUCCCCGAUACCACCCCCGAGUCCAUUAACAAGGCUCUCCGUGUCUACGAGCGUGUUCGCAAGGGCCGCGCUGAGACUUUGGUCGAGAUGGCCGCUGCUUCUGGCCGUGCUCUGCACUUGGGUGACGGUGCCGCUAAGGAGGAGCGUGAUCGCCAGUUCGCCGCCCUCAAGGCCGGUGGUGGUAAGGGUCCUGUGCCGGACAAGUGGGCUGAUGCCGAUGUCCAGCGCAAGCUCUACGGCUUUGACUGCACCAAGGAAACUGAGGAGCACUUUGAUGAGUACUUCUCCGAGCUGUGUACGUAUCAAAUUACACCAAUCCAUCUCAAGUAUGAAUUGACAAUCAAUCUACGCAAGACUCCCUCACCAUUCCGCCUCUCCCGCCGCCAACCUUCCACGCGCCGGUCCGGUCCCCAAUUCGCCAACACCCCCCGAUUCCUGCUCUCACAAACCACCCCCCAAAAACACAACAGUGACGACAUAAUCGACGACGAUGACUACGCCCCUUCACCCAGUGCCCCAGUGGCAGCCACAACACCGGCAUCCCAGCGCAUCCCGCCGCGCUGGAAGAAGGACGUAAUCGAAGACUACGACGACGACGAGCUACCCGCAAGCACAUAUACAGGCACACCCAGGAGAGCAGGAAGAGAACUAGAGGAUGAUGCCAUCGAAAGCAGCCCGCCCAAGCCCGCGACUCCGGGUUUCCUGGACACCGACUUCGAGGCCCUGUUCGCAGCCGACGACGAUCGUCACAAGCGUCGACGCGUCGACGCACAGCCCACUCUCGCCCAGAAGCUACAAGAAGGAAGGGUAGGAGGAACGCAGGAUGAAACUAAAGCAUCGUCCUCAUCCUCGCCAGACGCUCUCCAGCACAACUUCGUCGCGCCUGAAUCGCCCGCAACACGCUCAGCGUAUAACGCGCCGCCGCAAACUCCCCACCCCACGCGCAAUGCGCAAGCUACCAGUACACCGAGCAUGAUACGACCACCCCGACCACCCGCCAACGCAAGCACGAGCACAGGUAUCGCAGCACCGGCACCCUCAACACAAGCGCCGCCAAGCAGCACGCCCUUCCGCAGCAAACCGCGCUUCAUGCUCUCCGCCAGACAAAUAUCAAGCAGCCAGUCCGCCGGCAUUGCAACGCAGCCGCAAACCCAAAUCCAAACACACACCCCAUUCUCCUCGCAAUUCCCGUCCUCCACGCCGCUCGAAAAACGCAAGCCGACCUUCGUGCUCCCGCGCUCUCCGUCGCCGUCCGCGAAGCCCGCAAACGAAGAUAUCCCCGCGCCCUUCUCGCCGUCGUCGCGGACGCUCCGGCGGCGCGGACGACAGCGUGCGGGCGCGGGCGGUGCCUCGAGCUACGUGCCCGGCGGGAUGGCGGCGGAGGUGCGCGGCUGGAUCCUGGAGACGGGGACGAAGCGCGAGCAGGCUGUUGCUGUGCCACGGGUGCCGGUGGACUACUCGGAGGCUGGGGUGGCGGAGGUCUUGGGUCGGUAUCUGGUUGGUGUGCGGGUUGUGAGUGUGCGGCAUGCGGUGCUGAGGAGCGCGGGUCCGCUGGCGUUUAUUACGGCGGAGAUUGUGGCGGGUGCGGGUGGAGAGGGUUCUGGAGCUGGUGAGGUGCUUCAUAUUUUGGCGAUUGGGCCGGCUCGGUCUAGGCCGCGGUUGUCGGUGCGUUCUGCGCCGGGCAGGGUUCAAGUGGGGGAUUUGUUGGGGUUUCUUCGGGGGUUGGCGUGGGAUGUGGAUUUGAGUGAGUCGGGGGCUUUGCUAGACCAUGAGGAAGUGCAGGAGUUGCUUCAUACACCAGAGGAUGAUGGUAUUGACAGGGCGAAGCAACGCUGGCUGGUGGCGAUGGAGUGGGACCUGGUGCAGGAAGCUACUACUUGA
This is a messenger RNA of Penicillium verhagenii, 2922 nucleotides long. RefSeq lists its product as uncharacterized. NCBI's taxonomy places the organism in Eukaryota, Fungi, Ascomycota, Eurotiomycetes, Eurotiales, Aspergillaceae. Gene Ontology annotation, molecular function: FAD binding; monooxygenase activity. The record is from RefSeq and is a predicted model, not a curated record. Gene Ontology annotation, biological process: secondary metabolite biosynthetic process. The coding region runs from base 1 to 2922 and encodes 973 amino acids. The transcript has 3 exons.